Molecule: messenger RNA, 1751 nt
Organism: Cajanus cajan (pigeon pea)
Lineage: Eukaryota; Viridiplantae; Streptophyta; Magnoliopsida; Fabales; Fabaceae
Product: protein trichome birefringence-like 43
Cellular component (GO): Golgi apparatus
Molecular function (GO): O-acetyltransferase activity
Source: RefSeq, a predicted model, not a curated record
CUUGGUUCCUAUCCAUUUCAAGUGCCAUCUCCCUCUCUUGCUUGUCUCACUUGUAGUCCUCUAUUAUAACAAUUUAUGCACAAGUCUAUCCACCAGUAUAGAAAAAUUUUCAAUCAAUCUUUUCAUCACCAUUUUGGCAUAUAUCAAUUCAAUUAUUCAACCAUUAUGCCACAGUUGCUAAUAAAAUUCCAAACACAAUAAAUUAGAAAGGGAAGCAUACCCUCCAUAUACUUUGUCAUUUACAAUUACAUUGAAACUCCACCAACCACUCCUGCCACCUUUUCAAUCCUUGUUUUCAGUUUCCACACUAAUGGGGAUAUUGAUUGUGCUGCUCAUUUUGCUUUUCAUUCAUAUACAUGGCAAUAAUCAUCACAAAGAGGCAAGAGGAAAUUCACUGAGUUGUGAUUUGUUUCAAGGUAACUGGGUUAUUGAUGAUUCAUACCCUCUUUAUAAUACCUCACAAUGUCCAUUUAUUAUCAAGGAAUUUGAUUGCCAAAAGAAUGGUCGUCCUGAUCAACUCUAUGUCAAGUACAGAUGGCAGCCCAAAAGCUGCAACUUACCAAGUUUGUGCACAGAUUCAAUGGUGAAGAUUUCUUGAGAAGACUUAGAGGGAAAAGUAUCCUGUUCGUGGGGGACUCUUUGAGUUUGAAUCAAUGGCAAUCACUCACUUGCAUGCUUCACAUAGCUGUGCCACAUGCAAAUUACACUUCAGUUAGAACCGGAGGCUUAUCUACCUUCACCUUCCCGAGUUAUGAUGUUAAGGUGAUGCUUUCCCGUAACGCAUUUUUGGUGGAUACUGUAAAUGAGAGUAUUGGUAGAGUUCUGAAGUUAGAUUCAAUUGAAGGUGGAAAAAUGUGGAAAGGAAAUGACAUACUGAUAUUCGACUCUUGGCAUUGGUGGCUUCACGUAGGAAGAAAACAACCAUGGGAUUUCAUUCAAGAAGGAAAUCAUACAUACAAGGACAUGGAUCGUUUGGUUGCUUAUGAGAAAGGCUUGAAAACAUGGGCCAAAUGGGUUGAAGACAAUGUUGACCCUAACAAAACAAGGGUUUUCUUUCAAGGAGUAUCUCCAGAUCAUCUCAAUGGAGCAAAAUGGGGGCAGCCAAGUGCAAGAUUCUGUGAGGGGCAAACGGUGCCAGUAUUUGGAUUUGAGUAUCCAGGGGGUACACACCCAGCUGAGUUAGUGUUAGAGAAAGUGUUAGGAGGCAUGUCAAAGUCAAAGCAUGUGUAUUUGCUAAAUAUUACAACGUUGUCACAGAUGAGGAAAGAUGGUCACCCUUCUGUUUAUGGACAUGGUGGACACAGGGACAUGGAUUGCAGCCACUGGUGUCUACCUGGUCUUCCUGACACUUGGAAUUUGCUUUUAUAUGCAGCUCUCCUUCAAAACUAAUUAAGCUCUAAGGCUGGUAAUAAAUGACCAUGAGUUUCAAUUAUAAGUAACUCUCAUUCAAAUUAAAUUCAUGUGAUAUUCAUUGUUGUAGUUAUUACAGACAAACGCUUUCCAUAGAAUUAUAUAUUUCUUGAAUUUAAUCAAAUUUGAAUUCAUUAAAUUAUUAUGGUCGUCAUAAAAUCAUCAUAUUAACUUUAUGAUCAGAAUUGGGAAGUUAAAUGGUACGUACCAUGUUCUUAGGGAAGAAAUUGUUUAAUGGUCGAUGGCUUAAUUAAGAAUGCAUGUCCUCAGCUCAGAGUUUGACAUUAAAUCCUUUCAUCACAUUCCCCUCCUUAAUUAUUUCGAUGUAUCUGAUUUUUAAA